Messenger RNA from Oryzias melastigma (Indian medaka), 4925 nucleotides. Its product is annotated as solute carrier organic anion transporter family member 5A1. NCBI's taxonomy places the organism in Eukaryota, Metazoa, Chordata, Actinopteri, Beloniformes, Adrianichthyidae. The transcript has 10 exons. Gene Ontology annotation, molecular function: protein binding. Gene Ontology annotation, cellular component: membrane. Gene Ontology annotation, biological process: sodium-independent organic anion transport; transmembrane transport. The coding region runs from base 636 to 3212 and encodes 858 amino acids. The record is from RefSeq and is a predicted model, not a curated record.
AAUUUUUCUUUUAAAUUAUUAUUUUAAACACUUUUAAUCAAAGUUUGACUGUCAAUGGAUAAAUAAUGAGAGAAUAAAUCGUGGGUUUAAUUUUAGGGUGUGUUUGUUUGUAGGGUCUUGCUGUUUAUGGUUGACUUUUGUGCUUAAUCCCGGGUUUGUAUCUGGCAACACAGACACCAGUAGUCCCCCAACAAGCAGCUUUCAUUCAGUGUGGCCGCUGCGCAGAGAACAACAACUACCUCCCUCAGUCCUAAGCGAUGCUGCAGCUUUGGAACAAAGGAAGCACUUUGAGUCUCACAAAGAGCCAGAAAUUAAAGACUAUUAGACUCUUUUGAGCUUAAAUGAUGAGAUAGACGAGUCACAGAUGGUUUUUCCAGACUUAGAAAGGUGAUGUCUUGCUGUCUUCUUUUAGUACAGUUCCAUCAGUGGUGUAUCUGAGCAGAUCAGAGACCCUGUGGUUUGCUUUGUGAGAGGCUUCAAGGGAUUGGGCAGCUCUGUAGGGGAGAGACAUGUGGGAGAAGACAUGCACAUGAUCAGAAGGGUCCGCUCUACCUCGCUCCUACCGGCAGGGCGGCUUUGGCUCCACAGCAUCCUCAUGCCAUUCUGACGGAUUUGUUGAAACUGGGAGCAGAGCCAUGACCUCAUCAGACAAUGAAGAGACAGGCAGCGAUCUGUGUGAGUAUCUGGACAUCUGUGAGCUGCAGGACCGGUUUUCGGAUUCAGGGAAGUCCAAAAGUUUGCCCAUUCUGAGUGGACCGUGCCAGGAGGACGGGAAAGCCCGGUUGGUCAAUACCAGUCACACCUGCAUGGCGGUGGAGGAGAGCAGGGGGCUGAAGACCCCAGACUCCAGCCAGGCCGAGUCUCCCUCCUCCAGGACGGACUUCUCGCCCUCUGUGUCCAGCAUGGUGGGGCUCAGCAGCUCUCUGCCGGUGGAGGGCCACCGAGCCGGGGCCUCUAGAGGCAGAAAACUCGGCUUUUCCCUGUCCCGCUUCAUCCGCAUCCCUGUGAGGAAAUGCGCGCAGGUCAUCCUUAGUGACUCGCGCUGCUUCUUGUUCUGCAUGUGCUACCUGACUUUCAUCCAGUCGCUGAUGGUUUCGGGCUACUUGAGCAGCGUCAUCACCACCAUCGAGAAGCGCUACAGCCUCCGCAGCUCCGAGUCGGGCCUUCUGGUCAGCUGCUUUGACAUCGGCAGCCUCCUGGUGGUCGUCUUCAUCUCCUACUUUGGCGGUAGAGGUCAGAGGCCGCGCUGGCUGGCGGUGGGUGGCGUGGUGAUCGCCGUGGGAGCGGCCCUGUUCUCCCUUCCGCAUUUCAUCUCGCCGCCCUACCAAAUCCAGGAGAUGAACUCCUCGGCCGGCCACGAAGGUCUCUGUCAAAACAGCAACAACAGCGGCCGGGAUCUCGUCAACGUGGAGUCCUGCCCUCGAGACCAGGAGGGCAACGAGCACAACGUCUACGUGGCGCUCUUCAUCUGCGCCCAGAUACUCGUGGGGAUGGGAUCCACGCCAAUCUACACCUUGGGACCCACCUACCUAGAUGACAACGUGAAGAAAGAAAACGCUUCUCUCUAUCUGGCUAUAAUGUACGUAAUGGGAGCCUUAGGACCUGCAGCUGGUUACCUGUUAGGAGGCGUCCUCAUCGGCUUCUACGUCGACCCUAAAACUAUGGUGAACAUCGACCAAAACGACCCCCGCUUUGUCGGCAACUGGUGGAGUGGAUUCCUUCUGUGUUCUGUUGCCAUGCUUCUGGUCAUCUUCCCCAUGUUCGCCUUCCCCAAAAAGCUGCCCCCACGGCACAAGAAGAGGAAGAAGAAAAAAAUGGGCUCACCAGGCGAUGUGUCCAGCGAUGACGAAGUGAUGAAGGAGAAAUCUGGUAGCAAUGGCAAAAACGUGUCCUCCUCCAUGGGCUUUGGGAAGGAUAUCAAAGAUCUUCCUAAGGCUGCUCUGAGGAUCCUCAGCAACAUGACCUUCCUGUUUGUCAGCCUGUCCUACACAGCUGAGUGUGCCAUCGUCACAGCGUUCAUCACCUUCAUUCCCAAGUUUAUUGAAUCCCAGUUUGGCAUCCCUGCAUCCAAGGCCAGCAUAUACACAGGUUUGAUCAUUGUGCCCAGUGCUGGCGUGGGGAUCGUGCUGGGGGGUUACAUCAUCAAGAAGCUGAAACUCGGUGCACGGGAGUCAGCCAAGCUGGCCAUGAUCUGCAGCGGAGUGUCCCUCCUCUGCUUCUCCACGCUCUUCAUCGUCGGCUGCGAGAGCAUCAAUCUAGGAGGCAUCAACAUCCCCUACACCACUGGUCCGACCCUCACCCUGACCCACAGAAACCUGACUGGCAGUUGCAACGUGAACUGCGGCUGCAAGAUCCACGAGUACGCUCCGGUCUGCGGCUCUGAUGGCAUCACGUACUUCAACCCCUGCCUGGCCGGGUGCAGCACCGUCGCCAACGACAGCUCUGGGGUCCGGAACUACACGGACUGCGGCUGCGUGCAGAGCAGACAGGUCAUCACCCCGUCCUCCGGCAGCCAGGUCAACCAGCUCCAACUCGUCAUCGUCAAAACCUACCUGAACGAAAAUGGUUACGCCGUGUCAGGAAAGUGCGACCGCACCUGCAACACACUCAUCCCUUUCCUCAUCUUCCUCUUCAUCGUCACGCUCAUCACCGCGUGUGCCCAGCCCUCCGCCAUCAUUGUCACACUCAGGUCUGUUGAUGAGCAGGAGAGGCCUUUUGCUCUGGGGAUGCAGUUUGUUUUGCUCCGAACUCUUGCCUACAUCCCCACCCCUAUUUACUUUGGUGCUGUGAUUGACACCACCUGCAUGCUCUGGCAGCAGGACUGCGGCGUGCACGGCUCCUGCUGGGAGUACGACGUUACCUCGUUCCGCUUCGUCUACUUUGGCUUGGCCGCCAGCCUGAAAUUCGUUGGUUUUUUCUUCAUCUUCCUCACCUGGUACUCUAUCAAGCACAAGGAGACGCGGGCGGAGCGCUGGCGCCAGCACCUGCCUCCGCUGGGCACAGUCAGCGAGCUCAUCUGCCACGCCGGGGGCCACAAAAGCCAUGCCCGUACCCGCUCCUGCCCCGUCUUCAUCCCGCCCCGGCCCGAGCCCCCCGCCAGCCUGCUGCUGAACCGCGGGCGCAGCAGCCUCAGCUGCCCGGGCAACGUCCUGAAAGCAAUAUCUCCCCCUCUGCUGUUGCCGCAUCCCCACAGAGGCUCCGCCCACGUCUGAUCCAUCGUGCCUUCCCAUUUGUUUCUGCACACGCAGUUGUCUGCUUCACACGGAUCCAGCAGCGGAGCGACAAGCGGGGACCCGAGCGCCUGUCAGAGUUGAGGGGUGGGGGGCGCUCAUGUUUAGGCUGACGGAGCACAUCAUCAGCUGCAGCCUCUACCCCAUCCACGUACGAGCGAUGUGACGACAUCACACGGUGCUACUGUUGCAGGCGGGGCAUUAUGAUCUCUGCACAGACAGAUCAAAGCACAACAGAUAAACUAUGCAAACUUCCUCUGCUCCCGUACUGUGCAUCUCCUCCUCUGUGCAGUUCUGAUCGACACCUCUCACGAUCUACUUUUCCCCCUUAGAGCAGCCUUUUUUUCUAUUUGAGCUAUCCUAAAUGUGCUCAGAAAAGUAGAUUUUUUUUCUCCCCCCACCUCUUUAACAGUGCCUCUUUCAGGCUGUUUCGGCCAGUCAACAGUACAAAGCAGCUGUCAGGGUUUCUGAAAAGCCAGUCGCCACGACGACAGUCUGCUUUCCUGCUUCGCUCAGCUUUUUUGGAGCUCUGAAUUUUCUUGCCUGCAAAAGGUAGCCAUGUAGCCUAAAGCAGAAAAAGCACCAAUGGUACAUUGUGAAGGUCGGAGUCCAUGUGUCAAACAGGAGAAAAGAGCAAGAAGCCCUCUGAUCAACGUGCUGAAGCUACUGUAAGUCCUAAAACAUGUGAAGGUUUGAAAAUGUGGCACAAUUGUAGUUUUCAUCACUUUUAGCAUCAAAGCGGCUUCUCCAUUCGGUCAUCAGCUGUAUAUAUAGUAGUUAUUUAGCUGUGUAGACUUUUAAAGAUGAAGUGCAACAAGCAUGACCCUAUUUAUCCCUGAGGAGAAGUUGUUUUUGGUGCCCACUAGUGGACUGGUCAGUGAAUGUCGGAGUUUGUCAACGAAGAAAAAAAGCACUCCAGUUUCCCAAAGAUUGUACAAAAAGAGGAUCUUUUGUUUUUUUAUUUUUUACAUAUUAAUGUUAACACUGGAACCAUGUUGUAUUCACACAUCUGAUCUUCCUUCAAACAGGAAGCGUCUGUGUAGACGAGGCAUUAGAGAGGCCUUUUUGUGUUAAAGAUCAGAGCUUACAGAGCAUGUUUUUCUUCAAGGGGAAGCUUUAAAAGAUGACCAAGAAAUACUAACGAGCAGAGAUCAUUAUGUUAUUGUGAUUUAGUACUUAAACAUUAAUAAUGAGGGAUCAUUCUGUACAUAUAUAAAUGAAGCAUAUUAUCGAGCUUUAACAUAGAAAUGUAUUUAUGAACUAACCCAUUGUAGUAGUUAAAUCACACGGACAGUAUUGUUCAUUUGGGUUUAAAUCUUUUGUUUAGUAGUUGGGAAACUGGGGUAUCAUCACAAAUCUGCUGAAAUUCAAAUGGGUUAUAUUUAUUAAUCUAAAAAAAAAGCCAAAAUUAGCCUUUUGUUGGACUCCCCCUCUAUAGCUGCUCCAGAAGCUCCUGAAAUUUGGGUGUACAGAAGAGAGACACACCUGCUCUUCAAUGGACUAUAUAUUCCUGGUGGAGGAAACCGGAUAAGUUUAGCUCAAACAUCCUCCUCUUCUCAGCGUUUAAACCAGAGUUGUAUUCCUAAAGGUCUCCUUGAGCUCCUGAGGAGCAACUGAUGUUUAUGAACACCUGGUUUACAAAUGCCUUGAAUACUUGAUAUUUGUCAUUAAAAAGAAAAAGUGAUUAAAAAAUGA